AUGGGCGUCCGAUCGAUCGGAUAGCAAUGACGCCGAACGCGGGAACGACGAAGGAGGAGGAGGCGGCGAAGGAGGUGGCCGCCGUGGCGGCGGACAUGGAGCCCCUUAUCCCCGGUCUGCCGGACGAGGUGGCGGAGCAGUGCCUCCUCCACCUGCCGUUCCCCUACCAGGCCCUCGCCCGAUCGGUGUCCUCCGCCUGGAAUCGAGCCCUUUCGGGCCCCGCGUUUCUCCGGGCAAAGGCAGAACUCUCCGCUGCCCUCUCCCUCCCCUAUCUCUUUGUAUUCGCCUUCCACCCGACCUCCCACCGCCUCCAGUGGCAGGCCCUGGACCCCCGCACCCGCCGCUGGUUCGUCCUCCCCCCCAUGUCCCUUCCUGCCGGCGGCAGCGCCCCUCUCUGCCCUCCGGCCUUCGCCUGCGCAGCCCUACCCCACCGCGGCGAGAUCUACGUCCUCGGCGGGAUGCGUUCGGACACCGAGACCCCGCUCCGGACCCUUGUUACCUACCGCGCCGCCACGAAUUCGUGGUCCGCCGCGGCGCCGAUGCCAACCCCGCGGUCCUUCUUCGCGGCGGGAGCGAUCGGUGGCCGGAUCUUCGCGGCUGGAGGCGGCGACGGGGGGAUCUCGGCCGUGGAGUGCUACGACCCGGCAGCGGACCGGUGGUUGCCGGCGGCGGGCAUGCGGUGCGGGAUGGCGCGGUACGACGCGGCGGUGGUGGGGCGGCGGAUGUACGUGACGGAGGGGUGGCGGUGGCCCUUCUACGCGUCGCCGCGGGCGGGGGUCUACGACGUGGAUCGGGACGCGUGGGAGGAGAUGAGCGAAGGGAUGCGGGAGGGGUGGACGGGUUCCAGCGCCGUCGUCGGGGACCGCCUCCUCAUCGUCACCGACUACGGGGACGGCCGGGUGAAGGCGUACGACGCCGAGAGUGACGCGUGGCGGGGUGUGGAGGGUGGCGGGGUGCCACCGGCGCUGAAGCGGCCGUACGCCGUGAGCGGUGCGGAUGGGGAGAUUUACGUGGUGGGGAGCGGGCUGGAGGUCGGGGUAGGGACGGUGGUGGCGGGGGCGGGGCGGGGGAGGAGGAGGGGGAGAAAGAGAGGCUGAAGGUGGAGUGGGAGGUGGUGAAGGGGCCGCCGGCGUUCGCUGAUCUGGUGCCUUGUUACUCCCAGGUGCUCUACGCUUAGAGCUCUUUGGGGUUGGAAAGGGUUUCGGGGUUUCAUGGGUCUGGAAUUUGUAAAUCGAGAAGUUUGUUUGUGUUUUUCUUUUUUCUUUUUUAUGCACCUUUCCCACUCUUACUUCAAAUAUAAUAAUAGAGCAAUUCCAGAGUAGUCUAUAAUUUCUGUA
Phoenix dactylifera (date palm) is the source of this 1337-nucleotide messenger RNA. Its product is annotated as F-box protein AFR-like. Gene Ontology annotation, molecular function: protein binding. Lineage: Eukaryota; Viridiplantae; Streptophyta; Magnoliopsida; Arecales; Arecaceae. The record is from RefSeq and is a predicted model, not a curated record.